UUUUCUAAAUUUUCAAAAAAUCUAUUUUAGUUUACGAAUCAAAAAUAAUAACCUGUACGAUGAAAUUGAUUAAUUAGCAAGUUGUAAAUUUAGUGAAGAGUGUGCAAAUUAAUGAAAACGUUUAUCGAAGGAUUCAGAACAGUAAUUGCUUUUGAAAUAUUCGAAUUUGCUAUCAAAAUAGUCGAUAUCUACUGACCAGUGUUAUGGAAGUUGUUUGUUUAUCAUCAAAAUUCUUCUCCUUUAACUCACUUUGAUAGUGUUUGAUUGAAUUUAUUUAACUGGAAUCGCUCGUGAUUCAAGUAAAUAAUCUAUUUUAAUGCAAUCGUCGCGUAGGUAUAAAUCGCCAACGAAGUGAAAACGUUACAGUACCAGCGUUAUGUGAACCAUUUUGCAGAACUUGAAGAGUGUUACUCAAUCAAUGAAUAAUGAUAAACGUAACAAGAAUAUUCUCGCGGGUUAAAUUAACGUAACGAAGUAUCGAGUUAAAAUUAUUAAAAGUAUUGCUGCGCGAUUCAUUCACGUUCGCGUGAUAAAUUUGAAAUUCGGUGUCGAGUUGUGCAAUAAGGCAGACAUUAUGUUGGUUGGUUAGUGAAGAAAAUCAUUUCGAACAUGUCUCGUAAUCAAAAUAUCAAAAGUUACGGACGAGGUAAACAUUCCAAUCAUCCGAACACCGUCGUCCAUUCUAGUAUCCAGUUCGAUAAGUUCUUCUGCGAGAAUAGCAAUAAACCGACAGCUGCCAAAUCCGCUGGGACUAUUGGAAAAUGGGGAAUUACGUCUUUCACGUCGAUACGAAGCUCAAAUUUUACAGUUGGAGCCACCGAAUCGUCGUCGUCGUCACGUUUUAGUAGCUUGAACAAAAAACGUCAACAAGCAGCUGCCGAAAGCGGUAUCCAGAAUAAACGUCCAGUGUUGAAUAAUAAUAUAAAACGAGAUAGUUCUCCGGUCGUUCAAAGGAAAUUCUUUAAAAGUCGUAACGCAGCUGAUAGCUCUCAAAAAUCGUACAAAUCGUCCAAUUCCUCGGAAUCUGGAGUUGGCAAGAAAAGUGGAAGACAUGCCAAAUCGGAUGAAAACAAAAAACACAAACACGUAUUAUUCGAUGACUCGUCGAAGAGCCAAUCUCACGUUCGUACGAUAGAAAAGCCUUUGAAAAUAUCAACGAAGAAGAUCCCAUCGCCGAAAGUAGUCGAUGAAGAAAUAACCCAAAUCGAUGACUUUAAUAAGUUCCAAACAUUGCCAUCACCUCCUAAAGAACGCGAUAAACCGCCGAUAGUUUUACGUAUAUUCAAAGGCACUUCUCAAUUAAUCACCGAACCCGGUACAAAAGAAGAGACCCCAGACGAAGAUUCAUUCGAAUCGGGUCCGAUCUCAGAACCAGCUCCGAGUCCACCGCCGAUCUCAAAAUCGCUGCGGCGUAAAAGUCCCGAAAUACGAUCACCUUCGCCAGAACAGCCGGCUCCAAAACAUCGCCGUAACAGUGAGAAAUCCUUAUCUCCCGAGGCGCCUGUGAAAAUCGGCGUUAAACGACGUACGCCGGAUAAAUCACCCGAACCCGAGCCGACCAUCACUACUCGAAGCUUGAGACGUCGAGCUGCCUCGGAUAGCACCUCGCAACCGCAGCAGCCACCACAACAGCUGCCGAACACGUCGCCUAAACGCGUUUUGAGAAGCACCAGGAAUACUCCGGCUGCUCCACCUCCUCCGGCUGGUAAAUUAGUCAUAGCUAAUCUGAAUUCCGAUCAUCCUACGGUGUAUGCUGUUAACGAAGACGCAUCUGCAGCUUCCGUCGCCACCACCGGUGUAUCUCCCAAACAUAAAGAUUCCAAAGAAACUCGCAGUUACUCCAAUAAGCACAAACAUAAGAAAGAUACUGCUAAAGCGGAACCGGAUUUGAAAAAAGUCGAAGAACUCUUAGCCGAUUUAGGAGCUCCGGCCGAAGAAACGCCUUCGGAAAAUCAAAACGAUCUUAAACCUUGCGAAACUACUGAUUCGGAUAGGCAAGAAUUACUAGAACUUCUAGAAGAUGACGAAGAAGACGGCGGUGGUGGUGGUGGUGAUGCUGCUUCCGUUACUGAUUCGAUACCAAAUUCCGAACCCAUGGAGCAGCUUAUCGAUUUACAAACAACACCCGAAGAACCUUCUCCCAUUAUCAAGAGUAGCGAAUCGGAAUUGAAAAUUAAAAUCAAAAUAUCUGAUAUUAGACCAUCAGAAUCGGUAGUCGAACCGGUCACAUUGAACACGAAACCCGAAUCUGUACCCUUGCCCGAUUCUUUAGAUUCUGGAUUCGGCUCCAAGAACGGCGAAGAAACCAGCGCCGCUGAAUCUAUGUCCAGCAGCAUGGAAUUCGACGCUAGAGAUAACUUCGGCGCGACAGAUGGUUCAGAUUUUGAUCUGAAAAACGAUCACGAUGCACCUUGCGCGCCGAUAAUCAAUAAAAAAGGAAGUAUUUUCAAACACCGAGGUUCCAGCGACGGUAAUAAAAAACGCUUGGCGUUGUAUAAACACAAAUGGGCUGACGAUAAGGAUGCAGCUAAUGCUACCGAAGAUGAUAAUAAAAACUCCAAUAUUACGAAAAGCAAAGCUUUGGAUUCCAUUUUGGAUAGCGAGCUGGAGGAUAUGCCUUUGACUAAAUUCAUCAGGCAAACUAAUACCGAUAAUUUUGAUUUCGACGAGCCAGCUCCGGUGACGGGGGUUAAAUGCACGAAGAAAACCAAGGAUUACUAUACCGUUGUUCGAAACGUAAAGAAAGCUCAUCAAAUACAAGAGUCCGGAGAAUUCCAAGAAUUCAACGACGACGUCGAAUAUAUUCUGGAUGCGUUACAGGAUAAUAAUCCGAUAGGAACGAGGUGUUUGUCGGCCAUUACUUUAGCCAGCAAAUGUACAGAACCAGCUUUCAGAAUGCAUGUCAGAGCUCAUGGUACUGUUACGAAAUUCUUCCGAGCUUUGCACGACGCUACCAAAGAUCAAAGUCUGGGAUUAUGCACGGCGACAGUGAUGUUCGUCUUGAGUCAAGACAGACUGAACAUGGAUUUAGAUCGCGAUUCUCUCGAAUUAAUGUUGAAUUUAUUGGAAAGCGAUGCCAGUCAUACGAAGGCUCUAGAAGAUUGCGGUCUCACAGAUUCGCAAUUGAUCAAGAAUAGAGAUAGAGUCAGACAAAUUUGUGCCGAUAUCCAAGCCCAAGGGCACGCUAAACAUUUGAAUUUGGAUAACAUUACGGUCGGCCACCUUUCCAUGGAGACGUUGCUCAGUUUAACGUCGAAAAGAGCCGGCGAAUGGUUCAAAGAAGAAUUAAGAGAAUUAGGCGGCCUAGAGCAUAUCGUCAAAACCAUAGUCGAAUGUUGCAAACACGUGGACGAAACUGCCAAUGCAUGGUCGGCGACUGCUCUUGAAAAGAUACGUAAGGUUGACAGAUGCCUCAGAGUUUUAGAAAACGUGACUAUGCAAAAUGAACAAAACAAUUAUUACUUAUUGGAAUACCAAGAUGGAAUAUUGAUCGAUACGUUAGUGAAAAUGUACAAAGUUUGCGACUACGAGAUACCUCUGUAUCCUACCGAUAGUAUCGCUGAUAAGGAUUCGACCGGAGCCGUCCUCAGAGAAUGCUUAAUAGCCAAUUUGAAAGUAUUAAUCAAUAUUACUCACGAUUAUCAAAGCCUCACUCGUGGUUCUAUUGUAAUUGGAGGAAGACCGGGAGUCAUCGAAUCUAGUUUACACGUCCUAUUGCAAGUUCCUCAGUAUAUACCUAAAGAAGAAAAAUUCGACCUUAUGUUACUGACCCUGAUCAUGUUGAUCAACCUGGUAGAACACUGUGACGCGAACAGAAAAGCUAUCCUUGAUGCCAAAGCACCCAGUGACGAAGAAAGUAUCUUCGAAAGUAAAGCGAUAGAUCCGGCUGUGAAAGCGUUGAUCGCCAUGUUCUAUAAUCACGAAGAAUUGGCUCGUAACGAAGAAAAGAAGACUGAUGCUAUUUUGGAAGGAGAAAACGUCGAGAAACCUCAAAACAACGCUCCGCAAAAAGUUCACGAAGAAUUCAUCGAGGAGACUAUUUCGAUGUUGGUUCAAAAAGCUGGUCAAAAUAUGGAACACACGCUGAUCGCGGCUUACGUCGUGAUGCUUGUUGGAUACUUGAUCAUUGAUAACGAGGAAUAUGAAAAAUUGGUCAGGAAUCAUUUGCCCGAGAAGAAUUUCGAAUUCAUGAUUUCCGUGCUGCAGAAGUUCUAUAGUUUUAUGACAUUGACUGCUUCGGGUGGAACCGUCAGCAAUCGUGGCAUGAAAUCAGUUCAAAUGGUCAUCCAAAAAUUAAUCGAAAGCGACGCUCGACACGGUUUCGCUCCAUCACCAAAUACAGUACCCGCGUUUUCGGCUCCAGCAACAUCCUCGUCAGCACCGGUGGCUAAUAUUCAAUCGGCCGAUAAAGCUUUAGAUUUGAAUACGAGCAGCGGAUCGUCUUCUUCGGAUGAUAAAAAUUUCGACGCUUUGCAAAAUGAUAGUAAAUUUUGCGAAUCUCAGAAUAACGCCAACGUGGCGAUUUCGGCUUCCUAAACGAAUCACAUCAGCGAUAAAGACCAAAAAGGAUGAUGUGUUUCGCCGAAAAUGCGAUUUCGUAGACCGGUAAUGGAGAAAAAGAGAGUAAUUUUUAGCCACGUGUCCUGCGGUGUAUUUUUUAUUUCUUUUUUCUCGCGUAUUGUACAUUUUUUUAGACAUUUUUAUCGUUACCACUUGAAUUGAAUGAAAUUAUUUUUUAAGACUGCCAUUUUGUUGGAUACUGAUUUUGAAAUUUUCACAGCAAUUUGUUUUUUUUUUUGUAAAAAUUAUCGCGUUUGUGUUAUUUUAAUCGUUGGGAUACGAAGGAGAAUAUUUUAAAAUUGGAAUUUUAUCGUUUUUAUAUACCCUGCGUUUUGCAUGAUUUCAUGUUCGAGCCUGACAUUGAACUGUCGAGGCAAUCUCGAAUGUUUACAUACAUCUUAUAUAAAAUUAGAUAUAUUUUUUUUGUUUUAAUACUUCAACUUGUAUACAAUAAUUUAUUUAAGAAUCCCCCUUUGCCCUUUGAUCACCAAAAGUAUAAUUACGAUGUAUAGAAGAAUGUAUAGUAGAUUUUCUGAUUCGCAAAUUAUUAUCGUACUAUUUUUUUUAUAGAGACGCUUUGUUUUUCGGUCUUGUAUUAUUUUACUAGUAAAGGAGCGUGAUGACGAUGCUUAUGAUUGGAAUAGUGUUCAUUUUGUUUUUAUUUAUUACUACUUUUUUUCCUCUUUCAUUCUUUUAUCCCCUUUUUUUUCUCCCCCUCUAGGUUUUAAUACUCUUGUGAAAAUAUUUAAAGCUUGAUAAAAAAAAAACACUGGUUUGUUAGGGCAAAAAAUAUAGCCGAUUCGCUGCACACAGUUUGUAUUACUUUUUAACGUCGACGAAUGACUUUUUACUUGAGGUCUUCUUUCAUUAUCAUUGUUGUAAACAAAUGCGAUAAAAUUGUGUUCAUUUUUAUGCGCGGUUCGUUGACGUAAGCCUAAUUUUUUGUAUAACAAAUUAUUAUAUCGGUAUUUGGCUUAUUGCGAGAAUGACGAGGAAUUGAAUUCCUCAUCCUCAGCGUGGUUUGUGAAGUGAUUCUUAUCCUCUCCUGCUUCCCAAUUGUAUAGGGGGUCAGUUUUCGUUGCAUGUUUAAUCUACUUGUAGUGUUAAUGGCGUCGCCACGUCGAUGGUGGGCACGGCUCUUGUAAAAUUGAAACUUAAAAAAAUGUUAUUGUGUAUAAAGUAUUGUAAAAUUACAACUUGAAACGAAUUAAUCAGAGACCUUGAUUGUAUUAAGUCAUUGUUUAUUAAAAUAAAAUUUAUUUUUUAAU
Molecule: messenger RNA, 5828 nt
Organism: Planococcus citri (citrus mealybug)
Lineage: Eukaryota; Metazoa; Arthropoda; Insecta; Hemiptera; Pseudococcidae
Gene: wapl
Product: wings apart-like
Exons: 13
Coding region: 610-4536 (1308 amino acids)
Source: RefSeq, a predicted model, not a curated record